AUGGCCGAUGAAGACAGUUUUCCCGACAAGAUAUACCCUUCGCUGUGUCCCAUAAACAGAGUCCGUUCUCAAAGUGAUACCUCUGGUUUCAGGUUGAAAAUAUUUACAAGGCUGCGUUCAGCUACUUCAGUUGAUGGACUGGAAAAAGCUUCACUGGCAAAUUGUGAUGUCGUGGUUGGAGAUGCACAAGCACAGCAGCUGAAGCAGAAGGGAAAGCUUUCUUCUCUAGGCAAGAUCUUCAAGCCCUGGAAAUGGCGCAAGAAGAGGACCAGUGAAAAGUUCCAGGACCUCUCCAAAGUCCUGGAGAGGAAAAUAUCCACAAGGCAAAGUCGUGAGGAGCUUAUAAGAAAAGGUGUCCUCAUUCUAGACCAAGAGGAGGCUGUGAGUGGGGAAAAGCCAAACGGACAUGCUGUACCUAAUACUGUAACAGAAGAGGUCAAAGCAGACAUUGAGUCUUUAGAGACGCUCACCGAGGAGAAGACAGACACACCAACUGACACAGAAGGUAACAUGAUUUUGGGGUGUGGGCGUGUUGCAGAGAAGAAUGAAAAAAGCCCAAAGCCAAAAGAGCCUGAAGAGUCCCAAGCUCUGGAAGCAGCCCCUAAAAAGCCUCAAGCUGCAACUCCUAAGCCGCCUGGUGAGGUUGUGGGUGCGGCAGGGAGAAAAGAUGGCAAAGUGGUGGGUAAAAAGUUGCCAAAGGCUGUGAAUAAGCAGACCUCUGCCUCACUGGCCAAACAAAACCCUCGAAACAGUCCCCGUGGGAACGCCAAGCCUGCCAAUCAGAAGAAAACCGGCUGUCCAUCCAAAAACGCCACAUCAGGUUCAGCACAGUCUUCCUCCACAACCCAGCCCAAAAAUAAAAAAGAGUCCACUGAGCUGACCACAGCAGAGGUUAAGCCUGGCACUAACAAAGCAAAUCCCUCCAAGUCCCAGCCUCCAUCAAAAACCUCACACAGAACUGACUCUUUGCCCCCUCAAAACUCUGGGAAGAAAGACCAAAGGAAUGGGGAGCCUUCCUCCAAGACAGACCAGCGCCUGGUUCAGGAGGAUGGAAGAGAGGAGCUGGAGGCUCCUGUGGAAAUGCAGGAAAAGCCCCUCAUAGUUAACAAGGUCACGUUGGAAACUUCCUUCACGCAGUCUUCAAGCAAAACCAACUCGGACUGCUCAGUGGAGCCUUCUGGCAAUGGACAAGGAGAAGAAGUCCAGGGGUCUGCCAUUGCUGCCACUGAGGGAACACAAAUGACUGCUGUGAAAGAGGAAGACCAGAGACAUCGGGCAGUCAACGUGGAAAACACAGAGGUGACUGUUAUACCUGACUCCAUUAGAGACCCUCAGGCCAGUGACUCUGACUCAGACGGGUCCAUCCAUUACAGGGACGGAGAUGAGGAUGAAGAUGACGAUUAUACCUCCAGUUCACUUGCCAGCAAAAUACGCCGCAGGGACACACUUGCCAUCAAGUUGGGCAACAGACCCAGCAAGAAGGAGUUGGAGGAGAAGAAUAUUUUGCCCCGUACAUCAGAGACAGAGCGACAAGAAUUGCGGCAGCAGAUUGGCUGUAAGCUAGUGAGACGCCUUAGUCAGAGGCCCAGCACAGAGGAACUGGAGCAGAGAAAUAUUCUAAAACAAAAAAAUGAGGAGGAAGAACAAGAGGCCAAGCAAGAAAUUAAAAGAAGACUUUCUCGAAAGUUGAGUGUGAGGCCAACAGUCGCCGAAUUGGUGGCACGUCGAAUAUUGCGCUUCAACGAGUAUGUUGAGGUCACGGAUGCAAAGGACUAUGACCGUCGUGCUGACAAACCCUGGACCAGGCUGACGCCAGCUGACAAAGCUGCUAUUCGAAAGGAACUAAAUGAGUUUAAAAGCAAAGAAAUGGAGGUUCAUGAAGAAAGCAAACAAUUUACCAGGUUCCAUCGGCCCUGAGGUGAUCCCUGUCGGUUGCGGGGGUGUAAGGGAGUAAUAUACUGGAAGGCUGCCUGCCCUGGGCACACUUACUCUCCUCUUCCUAACCCCCGCUGCCAAACCUCCCGCUGAGUAGGGGAUAACAGUCGGACUCUUUGUUGCCCGCUGGCUAUCCUCUGGCACGGGUCUUCUCCCCUCCCCCACUGGGCAACCUGUCGCAAGCCAUUGCUGUCAACCCCUGGGGGAGGGGCCAGAACAUGCCAGUACAUAGCUGAAAACUUUUCAGGGAAGGCCGAGACGGAAUUCUUGCUGUGCUGAAGAGAAAAAUGUGAAUGCAGACAGGUGCCUUGGAUCUGUCC
This is a messenger RNA of Chanos chanos (milkfish), 2255 nucleotides long. RefSeq names its product phosphatase and actin regulator 2 (gene phactr2). The transcript is spliced from 13 exons. Lineage: Eukaryota; Metazoa; Chordata; Actinopteri; Gonorynchiformes; Chanidae. The coding region runs from base 1 to 1917 and encodes 638 amino acids. Gene Ontology annotation, biological process: actin cytoskeleton organization. The record is from RefSeq and is a predicted model, not a curated record. Gene Ontology annotation, molecular function: actin binding.